Molecule: messenger RNA, 2409 nt
Organism: Alosa alosa (allis shad)
Lineage: Eukaryota; Metazoa; Chordata; Actinopteri; Clupeiformes; Clupeidae
Gene: mier1a
Product: mesoderm induction early response 1a, transcriptional regulator
Exons: 13
Coding region: 60-1580 (506 amino acids)
Biological process (GO): negative regulation of transcription by RNA polymerase II
Cellular component (GO): nucleoplasm
Molecular function (GO): histone deacetylase binding; transcription corepressor activity
Source: RefSeq, a predicted model, not a curated record
AUGCGAAGGAGGGAAAAGAGUCCAUCCGGGGUCUUAGCCUUGUUAGCCACAUAGCAAACAUGGCGGAGACAUCACUCGACAGCUCAAGUCCUCCAGGGGGAGGUGGAGCUGGCUCUGAUGACCAUGAUUUUGAUCCGUCUGCUGAGAUGCUCAUUCAUGAUUUCGAUGAUGAGCGAACUCUGGAGGAAGAAGAGAUACUGGAGGGGGAAUCCAACUUUAAUGCUGAGAUCGAUGACCUUGCCAGAGAAGGUGAGAUGCCCAUUGAAGAGCUGUUGAGCAUGUACGGCUAUGGCCGAACUGGAGAGGAGGAGGAGGACGGCGAGAUUGAGGACGACGAGUCAGUGGAGGAAGGGGAGAAUGAUGAGGGCAGCAGAGGCAUAGACGAGAGGAAAAGAUCUGUGGACGAGCAAGUAAAGGACUCCUCUGGCCAGGAGGAGGAUGCCCAGUCAUCUGGUGAUGAGAGGCCUUUACGGGGACGCAACACUGUAGAACUUAUCCGACCCAGACCCAGCAACUACUUUGAAGGUAAUGAUGGUGAAGAAGAGUCAGAGGAAGACGAGGACUACAUUCCCACAGAGGACUGGAAGAAGGAAAUCAUGGUUGGGUCCAUGUACCAGGCUGAAACGCCAUCAGGACUCUGCAAGUAUAAAGACAAUGAGAAAGUGUAUGAGAAUGAAGAUCAGCUGCUGUGGAACCCAGAGGAGCUUCCUGAGAAUCGGGUGGUGGAGUUUCUGACCGAGGCGUCCAAACGCACCGGAGAGGAGACGGGAGUGGACGCCAUCCCGGAGGGUUGCCAUAUCAAAGACAACGAGCAAGCUCUUUACGAGUUAGUGAAGUGUGACUUCAACACAGAAGAAGCUUUAAGAAGACUCAAAUUCAACGUAAAAGCAGCUCGAGAAGAGAUUUCAGUUUGGACAGAGGAUGAGUGUCGAGGUUUUGAGCAGGGACUUAAAGCAUAUGGGAAAGACUUCAAUUUAAUACAGGCCAACAAGGUGAGAACUAGAUCAGUAGGAGAAUGUGUGGCCUUUUAUUACAUGUGGAAGAAAUCUGAGCGUUAUGAUUUCUUUGCACAGCAAACCCGGCUUGGGAAAAGGAAAUACACCCUUCACCCAGGCAUCACAGAUUACAUGGACCGUCUGCUGGAUGAGACGGAGAGUGCUGCCUCCAGCCAUGCAGCCUCUCCUCCUCCUACCACAUCCAACAGCAGCACCAGCCAGUCUGAGAAAGACGACGCCAGCACUCACAAUGGAUUAGGUAGCUACUCCAUAGGAGAACCUCUGUCCACUCCAAGCGAUGGGGUCCAGCCCAACGGCCUGAGCGUGUGCCACGAGCCCCAGGGCACGGCAGACCAAGACCACCCGAACCAGUCCCACUUGGACAGCCGCCGCACCUCCCCGGCGACGGGCCAUGCCAGCACCCGACCGGAGGAACGGGAAGAGCAGGAGGAGGAGGAGGAGGAGGAGGAGGAGGAGAAAGAGUCAGAAAGGCCGCUGAAGAGGUGCAGGACUGACUCGGGCCCUGGGGCUCAGGAGGAUGGGGCUCCCAGCGAGACUGCUGCCCAACAGCAGAGGACUGACUGAAGCAGCUGGCUAAAGGCUGACCGGCUGGGCCAUCCCAAAGUACCAUAUCCAUCCCUCAACCAGCAGCACAACUCUGUGGCAGUUCAAUUGCGUUGUGAUGUUUUUCCCAUUUGUAUAGAGGAGAAAACGAGCAAAUUGUCCUUAUUUUUGUAUUUGAUAGUUAUUUAUAUUUUUAUGUGACAGUUUUGACAAUUUACUUGACUUCGUGUGUGUAAGUGUGUGUGUGUGUGAGAGAGUGUGUGUGUGUGUCUCAGUCUGUCUGUCUGUCUGUCUGUAUGUGUGUGUGCACAUGCUUGCAUGCGUGCAAGUUUGUGUCUGUUCAUGGUAUGGGUGCAUGUGACACAUGACGUGAGUUUGACCAGAGGUAUGUGAAAUCCUUUCCUGUGGGAGUGCUGGAGUUGGACAUGGCACUAAAUAUUGCACUUUGUCUCGGUAUUUUUUGUCCUUGUGAGGUACAUGUUGCACUGUAGUGCACAGUGCCUCGGUUCAGCAAGACCUAUUUGUAAUGUUUGGAAAGAAAUAAACCAAAGGGCCGUUUCCUGUGGUUUGUUAGUUUGUGGCUUCGGCAUCAGUGAUGUCCAGUCUAUCAUCAAUUGUGAGGCUUUUAUUUCAAAGCCCAAAGGACAUUUUCAAGUCCUCUCAUAACUCUUCUUUUGCAUUUUAGUGGAGCUACUUUUUGUGUUCUAUUUGUACAGUACGAGUCUUUUUGUAGUGCUUUUAUAAAAAAGAGAAAACCAGAAGGAUGUAUGUUAAAUUAUAGUCUUGAUACUGGCACUCUGUUCUCUUGCAUUUUCAAGUGUAACGUUGAAUAAAGUUCCUCUGCAUUCCA